AUGCAGUUACACAACACUGAUGCUGCUCUUGCUGCUGCGGAUAAUGAAGUCGCAAAACUCUGUGGUCGUCGCAGAAACAUCAUUGUGAAGUCAUUCAGUUACUGGCGUGAACCGGAACGACGAGAACCUUCGCAUGUAUAUGAAUUGCGCAGUUAUAUACUUAAGCCUGGCUCGAUGAUGGAGUGGGCUACGGCUUGGGCGAAGGGUAUAUCCUUCAGACGUGACGCUAAUCAAGAUGUUGGCGGUUUUUUCGCUCAGAUUGGACAGUUGUACAUAGUGUAUCAUAUAUGGGCAUAUCCUUCCUUGUGUGCACGUCACGAAACGCGUCAUGCUACUUGGGCUAAACCCGGCUGGGAUGCCACGGUGGCCUACACUGUUCCACUCAUCAGGGUGAUGCAGUCUAGGAUCCUUACUCCCACAAAGUAUUCGCAACUGCAGUGA
This is a messenger RNA of Cooperia oncophora, 441 nucleotides long. The record is from the annotation of a GenBank genome assembly. NCBI's taxonomy places the organism in Eukaryota, Metazoa, Nematoda, Chromadorea, Rhabditida, Trichostrongylidae.